Molecule: messenger RNA, 616 nt
Organism: Phycomyces blakesleeanus NRRL 1555(-)
Lineage: Eukaryota; Fungi; Mucoromycota; Mucoromycetes; Mucorales; Phycomycetaceae
Exons: 2
Coding region: 4-486 (160 amino acids)
Biological process (GO): maturation of SSU-rRNA from tricistronic rRNA transcript (SSU-rRNA, 5.8S rRNA, LSU-rRNA); endonucleolytic cleavage of tricistronic rRNA transcript (SSU-rRNA, 5.8S rRNA, LSU-rRNA); ribosome biogenesis
Cellular component (GO): preribosome, small subunit precursor
Molecular function (GO): GTPase activity; GTP binding; U3 snoRNA binding
Source: RefSeq, a predicted model, not a curated record
CGUAUGGGCAAGCCUUCUGUAGCCACUGUAUAUGGCCCUGUUGUAUUUGGCAAGGUUCCUUGUAUGUUUUACAAGGAGACUGAAGAUGUCAAUGAGCCUAUUCUUGUGUCUACUGGCAUGUUCAUGAAUACCGAUGUCAAGCGUAUUGUUGCCAAGCGUAUUGUUUUGAGUGGACAUCCUUUCAAGGUCAACAAGAAGUCUGCCGUCGUGCGUUACAUGUUCUUUAACCCAGAGGAUGUUCAUUGGUUCAAGCCCGUACAGCUGCAGACCAAGUAUGGUCGUGUUGGUCACAUUCGCGAAUCCCUCGGUACCCACGGUUAUAUGAAGUGUAUCUUUGAUGGACCACUCACACAGCAGGAUACUGUGAUGAUGCCCCUUUACAAACGUAUUUAUCCCAAAUGGAACACAGCCAUCUGGACAGGCGGACUGGAUAAGACUAUCAAGGAGGCAGGCGAAUCAAAGGCUAUGGUCAUUGAUAUGGAUUAAAACAAAAAACAAAAGGCAAAACAACCAAUCAACCAACCAAAAUAUAUUAACCAAAAAAAAAGAAGGGAGGGAGAAAGGGAGAAAAGGGACAUUUUUUACUCAUCGCAUAAUUUACACCAUAAAAUCUUGU